AUGAACGCGUCUGACGGCAGCUUGGUCUGGAAGCAGAACCUGAGCGAGCUGACGGGACUCAGAGGCACAACUAUAGUGAACGUGACAUUGUCAAGGUCAACCCCGACGAUUGCUGAGAAGCUCCGAUUGGCUCGAUCUGUGGUCCGAGGCAGUUUGGUUAAGCUAAACAUUCUACCCGGUGCGAUCCUAUGGCAAACCUACACGCUCCCCGAUAACGGCGGUGAACUUCGAGGCUACGAUGGAGCCUGCAUAUGGGGCAGUAGCCCCGCGAUAGACCCCAAGAGGAGGCUCGCUUAUGUAGCCACGGGCAACCACUACACAGCCCCAGCCAAGGUGCAAGAAUGCCAAGCGAGGCAAAACAAUCAGACGAUCCCGCCAACCGCGCCCGACCAAUGCAUCGGGCCUGAUGUGAACUUCAAUUCGAUCAUAGCGUUCGAAAUGGAGUCAGGAAGGAUCAGAGGCUCUGAUGCUGAUCACGAUCCCCACGACAUUGCCGUCGUGGUACAAAUGAGCGGGUUCGCUUGGGCUGUGGAUCAUGACUCUCGGGAUAUAGUAUGGUUUAGAAACUUCACCCUUGCUCCCUCGACCCAAACGACGACGGCAGGCGCGUGGGUCGCCCUGGACGGGCGUUCUGGAGAAGUACUAUGGUCUACGGCUAACCCGAGCAAUGAAAUGGCACCCACGCCGGUUUCUGUGGCGAAUGGCGUCAUGUUUGCAUGUUCUGUGGCUCCGGAGGGGCCCGUGUUUGCGAUGGAUGCCGAGACGGGCAAGAUACUGCGGUCCUACAAUUCAGGAGCCACGGUGUACGGAGGGAUAUCAAUAAGUUAUGGGUGCAUUUAUCAUGGGAAUGGGUAUAAGUUGGGCCUAUGA
Messenger RNA from Eucalyptus grandis, 870 nucleotides. Its product is annotated as polyvinylalcohol dehydrogenase. The record is from RefSeq and is a predicted model, not a curated record. NCBI's taxonomy places the organism in Eukaryota, Viridiplantae, Streptophyta, Magnoliopsida, Myrtales, Myrtaceae. Gene Ontology annotation, molecular function: protein binding. The coding region runs from base 1 to 870 and encodes 289 amino acids. The transcript has 4 exons.